This is a messenger RNA of Trypanosoma rangeli, 303 nucleotides long. RefSeq lists its product as uncharacterized. The record is from RefSeq and is a predicted model, not a curated record. The transcript has a single exon. Lineage: Eukaryota; Euglenozoa; Kinetoplastea; Trypanosomatida; Trypanosomatidae. The coding region runs from base 1 to 303 and encodes 100 amino acids.
AUGUCGCCCUCCUUGCACGGCCCCUUGACGUUGCGCACGAUCGUGCGGUUGGCGUCCGGCGAGCCCUCCUCGGCCAUGAGGCGGACGCGGACCUGCGUUACGUUGCCGCGCGAGCCGGUGCGGCCGAGCACCUUGAUGAUCAAGCCGACCUGCGCCUGGUCUGACUGCUGCACCGUCACCUCCUCCUGCGUGGCCUUCUUAUCCUUCUUCGCAGCUGCAACCUCCGUCAUGACUACAAAGCUGCCGAUGCAGCAAUACCGGGAAAAAGACAAAGCAACAAGAAGAGAAAAGUGGUCACUAUGA